Acanthamoeba castellanii str. Neff is the source of this 1077-nucleotide messenger RNA. RefSeq lists its product as uncharacterized. Gene Ontology annotation, molecular function: protein binding. NCBI's taxonomy places the organism in Eukaryota, Discosea, Longamoebia, Acanthamoebidae. The transcript has 7 exons. Bases 1 to 1077 code for a protein of 358 amino acids. The record is from RefSeq and is a predicted model, not a curated record.
AUGUUGGGCUCACCACUGACGGCGUUGCUUGAGGAAGAGAACGAGGUGCUACUGGCGCGGUACUGCAUGGCCUCCUUCCUCCCUCCAUUCGGCACCACCUCGCUCCCGCCCGCCCCAGGCCAGGGGCACUUCCGCCCCCGGUGGCUCACCGCGGCCGAGGAGUCCUCCCACCAGGCCGCCAGCGCCCUACUGGACGGACCCGCCGAGGCCCAGGCCGAGGCCGACAGCAGCGACGACGACCAACAACAGCAGAGCCCGCUGCUGGCGCUGCCCGAAGAGCUGCUGUGGCUCGUGUGGGAGCUGAGCCGACCGACCGCGGCCGACCUGUGCCGGUGGAGCCUCGUGUGCCGCCGGUUCGACCGCGUGGCGUGUGGGCACGUGGGCCUGUGGACGCCCCUCCUGCCGCCUGGCGCCGACCUACCGGCCCUCCUCGCCAUCACCUCGAGCGCCGACUGCACCGACCCCGCAGCAGCGGCACCACCGGCCUCGUCGCUCUACCACCACCGCGUCAAUCCCAAGUACCUUCGGCUGUGGCGACGGAUCGAAGCCUGGAUGCGGGACGUUGCCAAGGCCACUUCGUUCGACGACGGAGAGGAAGUGGUCGAACCUGAGAAUGCCGGCGAAGGCCUCGAGGCGAAGCGCAAGCCAGGCGAUGAUGACAAGAAGGCGUGCCCGCGGGCGCUGUUCCGAGACACGUUCGUGUACCUGCGGCGCGAGCCGUUGGAGCCCCUCCCGUCCUUCAAGAUGUUCCUAUGGGACAGAGGACUGCGUCGCGCUCCCGUCAUCAAGUACGUCGUCGUAUGGAACUACUUCCCCUUCAGCGAACCCAACGUCACCGCCGUCGACUCCGAGGUGUUCGGCCUUCCGCCACUGCCGGCUUCGCUCAAGACCAAGCGGGCCAGGAAGAUCUACCUCGGGUCCAACCCAGCGGCCGACCAUCUCCGCACCUCCAUCGACGCCAAGAUGGGAUUCGUGCAGGAGAUCCUGGAUGAGCUGUUCCACUUUGUCGCCGCCAACAUGCACGACAUCUCCUCUGAGCCGAAGCGCUCACCGGCCUCCUCCUGCAUACUCAGCUGA